Messenger RNA from Harmonia axyridis, 1120 nucleotides. RefSeq lists its product as uncharacterized. Bases 108 to 1025 code for a protein of 305 amino acids. The transcript has 3 exons. The record is from RefSeq and is a predicted model, not a curated record. NCBI's taxonomy places the organism in Eukaryota, Metazoa, Arthropoda, Insecta, Coleoptera, Coccinellidae.
AGCAUAUAUUCAUGAUAACAAAAUGAAUAUUAUCAAAGCAUUAGAAGUUUGUCGAAUGCGACUUGAAAUUUUUUCACUUUGGAACAAAUAGUGAAAACCCUUCGAAAAUGAAUCGGUUCGCGAAAAUCUUCUGUUCAAUUGUUCUUUUUGAGAUAUGUCACGCGAGUACAAAUACACUACCGCUGAAACAAUUCGAAGGCUCGUGGACAAUACGUAAUGCCAGUGAAAAUGCUCUGCCAAUUAUAGGAAAAUGCCCAGUAAUGCAUAUUGAACCUUCCUCCUCGAAAAAUGGCAACGACGGAAUUAUCCUUUGGAGAACUAGCAUCCAAACAUUGACUUUGAGUUUAGUCAAUGUGAAUCAGGAAACUUUUCAAUUAUUUUAUCGGAAUAAUUCACGAAAUACUCUUUUGGGAAAUGUCAGUGUUCUGCACGUCGAAAAAAGCACAUAUCUCAUAACAAAAGUGCAGACACCAGGACAAACAUAUUACGCAGUCCUAACCAAAGAUAAUGAAACUUCACCUGAUACCGAUAUGAAAAUUGAAAAGUGGAACUCAUCAGCACCAAAUAAAAACAUCACGUUAGAACCAGUUGAAAAUGAAAAUUGUCAAGAAGUCAACGAAGAAACUCCAAUGAAUGAACCCAUUGACACAACUAACGGUUCGUCAAUGUUGACAACGACUGAAAGAGUGUCAAACAGUAAAGGCCAAGUGAAAAAUAAACCUCUUUCGAAUCAUCAAGAAAUAUCUACUGAGAAAAAAAUGAUAACGCCAAAUGUUACCAAUGAUUCAAAUACCGAUAUCAACAAUAUAGCAAAUAAGGAUCAAUCAGUUCCAUCGACACAUUCAACGCCAAUUUCUUCAGAAGGAUCUUGGAAGAAAGCUGAAACCUUACCGAUUGUUGGUACAAAUGAUACCAAAAAAUAUAAGGCGGGAAGAGGAUCUGGAACUGCAGCUUUCCCUUCAAAUGUAAUUGUUAUUAUUAAUAUUAUAUUUUUCCUUAUCAAUAAUGUUUUUAUCCAUGUAUGAACAUUAACCUUAUAUUAUGUUUUUCUUUAUCAAUAAUGUUUUUAUUUAUGUGUAAACAUUCAAAAUUCAGUCUAAUAAAUAUUUUUUGGUUUUUA